GUUCACACAACUCCUCCACGUUCGCACCGUGUUGCGUGCUGGCAGAGAGGAGGGUUUGCAAUUCGUAAUUGGUUGUGUGUUGACAAGUCGAUUACAUGAUUUUGGUGCUUGGAAACGUGCAUGCAUUCAACAGGCUGGUGAAAGUUAAAACGAUUACCAGUCAUGAGACGGUGGAUUUGUCUGUCAUUUUCAUCAAGAAUGAAUAACUGAUCAUGAUCACGUACGUGUCUUUAUUUUAUAGCAGUAUCAAUUUUACAUGGAAUGGUGCUGAGAUUUUGUUUUACGACGGCAGUACGCUGUUGUCUUGGUAGCGAAACGUAGCUGCCGGCUUAGUGAUCGAUGGAUGAAGCUGAGGCGAUUUUUUUUUCCAUCGGGAGAUCUUUCGGACUACAGACGAUCGCCAGGGCGUAAAUAUCUAAUAAUCAGAUACGAGAAUGGCUUCUGGUCGUGCAAAGAGAAAGCGGCUUUAUCAUCAGACACCCCCAUCCAUCGACAUUAGAAUUAAAGUAUGGAAAUGUUUGAGGGUGUCAGCCCAAGUUGCAGCGAAAGGGAUGGCCACUGCGACCGCUUACAUCGUGAUGUUGUUGGGAUACCUGACUUACCUCAACCCCGUCCCAUGGCUAGCUUCGACCUUGAAAUCCCUCUUCACGAGACAGCGUCCCCGACGGAUGCUUACAUACCACAACUACCAACCGGUUACAUAUAAACCGCCCUUUAUUGAACGAGUUAAAAACACCUUGAAAAGUGAACAAUCUCUUAAGAAAGAACUGAUGAAUUGGCUUAAGACGAAACUCCCUUCAAGUGUUGUUGUCAAUGACUUCAGAGAGAGCUGGUCGAAUGGCGUUUCCCUGUGUGCCUUGAUGGAAGCAGUCGUGCCUUCUACAUGCCCUCGCUAUGAUCUUCUGAAGCCAGAGAGUCGGGUCAACAAUUGCAGACUUGGAAUGACACUUAUACGGAAAACCCUUGGUAUUGAAGAGCCAAUGGAACCCGAAGAGAUGUCUCUGCCUUCCCGAGCGAGUGAGACCAAACUUCUUCGAUACAUCCAGACAAUACGUUAUGCCAGUAUGAUACCAGUCGAAACGCCUUCUUACAAGACAAGCCCCUGGAGCAAAGAAGGGGCGUGGCCCAAGAAAGCAACAUUCAGUGAGCCGGUAGACGAGGAGAGAAAACAACUUAUGGAAGCUGAUAAGGUUGAUUGCACAGCAAGUGGCAGUGGGCUAGUUAUUGCAAAGAUUGGCAAACGUGCAAAGUUCAACGUAUACACGCCCAAAUUCAUCUCCAAAAGCCUCUAUAUUCACAUCAAAGGUCCUUUGGGAGAAAGUGUAAGACGGAAGAUAAUAAACCAUCUCCCUGGAGGACGCCCCCAUCGUGAUGAACCCGAUUCUUCAAACAUGAGUUCAGCCUCAGUUGAUGAUAGUCAUACGUCAUCGAGUGCGUCUUCGGCUUCAGGGGGUGUCAUUCCCUGCGAUUACCAGUGUGUCCGCGAGGGCCACUAUGAAGUCAGUUACAUUGCACAGUCUGAAGGAGCAUAUGAGAUCACAGUCACGUGGGGUGGAGAGCAGAUUCGCAACAGUCCGUUCACCGCGCAGUCAUCAGUAGCAGUCAAGAGAUCUCUCCCUGAUACGGAUCCAUCAGACCCUUCCCGCGUUGUCUGCUUCAUACAUGAGAAAAAAGUUUCGGGUACCACUGGCGUAGAAGAUAGUGAAGACUACCCGUCUGCAGAGCCAACGGACAACGACGUUCCUCUCCCAUCCCCGGACUCUUUCGAACAAGAAUACGCGCCAAAAUACAACACACGAGCACGCAGAAGACAGUCCUUCUGUCGACAAUCCCACGUCACUACUCUACGGGAGUCCUACGAGAGCGGAGGAAGCACUUCACCUUACGACAGUCGCUGCAGCAGUAUGAUCAUGAGUAGCACGGAACGCAGUAUGGAUAGCGAUGUCUUUUAUCCGUAUGGAUCUGCUCGAGCUUCAUCCUUCAUCAGUUCUUCUCGUCGGGGACUGAUUAGUUCGUCGUCAUCUAGAAGUUCUAUGAUGAGCCAUCGAAGCAGUUCCAUUCUAAGCAGUGGUGGAGAUAGACCUGGGACGGUCAGAACCAGACGAAAGAUAAUCAAGCGAACUAUUCGAGGCGCCGGUGGUAAAGAAGAAAUCCAGUAUCCGAGCAGUGCUGACAUGUCGUCUGUCUCGAAUACUUCAUCCAUCAUGGGCAUGUCAAUGUGUGGCUUCUCGUCUGUAGGCAACCCCAAUGACCAAUCGAGCGUGAGUGGAACCUCGUAUGUUAGUGAUGAGCGUUUGACCGGCGUGAGCAGCUCUGCGUCAAGCGCCCCAUCUCCUACAGUUUUAGCUCCAGUUCCAACUUUAGCGAUAGCUACCAGAGAAAUCCAUAUGUUUGCUGAUCGCAUUGCCAAGGCGGUGAUGGUAUCAGCCAUGUAUGAUCUUUCAAAGAAGUCCGUCCUUUCACCGGGUAUAUCCCGAGGUAAAGCCACCUCGGAGGAACAUAAGGACCCUGAUAAACUUUCCAAAAAUUGCUUUGACUCUGAUGGCCGUGGAUUACCUUUUGGUCUUGAGUUGCAAAAUUUGAACGAGUCGUUGAUCAACGAAACUGCUGUCAAUCAAAAGAAAACUGUCAAAACGCAAAUGGGUGAUUCGUUGUCUAAUAGGGUUAAAACUGAGGAAAGUGGAGCCAGAAGUAAAGUUUCACAAAGUCCUAUCUUUCUUGAUGUAACCGGUGCCAUUGAGGAUGUGUGCAACAAGCCAGUUGAAUCACAAAUAACAAUAGAAUUUGAACCGCAGUUAGGAGCCGACUCCUCAAGAAAUGCGAAGGAAAGCAGUUCUAGCAGUUCUUCGACGACAGCAUCAGCAGAGCGAGAACAUGUUGAGGAGGAGUCUGGCUAUUCCACUUUUGAAGAUACAAUGAGGUCCUCUGAUCAUGCCAUGCAUUUGCUUCGCCAGGUAAACAAGAAAGACGGUAAUACGAAUUCGAUACCAAGUAAACAUUUCAGUGCUUUCGAACCUCGUGGCUUUCGACCAGUUGAGCCAUCAGUGGACACCAAGCUCGACCAGAACAGUGUUCGCAGGGAUUCCAGUGAUCGCAUACAUACUCCGAAACCGCAAAGGCAAUCAAAGAUUCGACGUAGGGCAGAUAAGCAAACCCAAUGCACGUCUGAUGACAUCAAGAAGGAAACUGGUUGGAUCAGUAGGAGGAAUGCCUUUACCAAACAAAAGCGAAGAGAGCAAAAUGACCCAUCUAUGGAAAAAGUGAAACAGAAAAAGAAGAUAUCUUCUCAGCCCACUACAGCAAGAACAAGUCUUGCUAUGUCAGAUACAAGUGAAGGGCCUGAACACGGAAUAUCAUCCCCACGAAAGAGACUUGAACGUAGGACACCUUCAGUAGAAAAUAACACAUCCCGUAAUACUCGACAAACAACUCCUUCUCAAGCUAAGAUAGGUUCUAGAUCGGUUGCUAGACAGUCGACCUUUGACAGUGGUUAUUCCGAUGAAAAUGGGCACAUCUUUAGUCUUACAGGUCGCGACCGUUCAAACUCGUCAUCAAAGAAUAGAACAAUACGAGUGAAUAAUGAUAUAACUGUUGCGAAUGUCCAUAGCUUACCAACAACACAGCACAUUCCGCCUUUUGGAGAAAGAUUUGAUAUCGCUGCAACACCAAACAGCCACAAAGAUCAGAAUGGUGAGAUCAAAACAAGAGUUGUGAGGCAACAACUGCCAAGUGGAUCGGAGAGUUCUCGUAAUCAGCUGCUCUCUGAGAAGCCCCGCCUAGGAGUAGAGAAUAUGAUUGAAGACGAAGAGAUCAUUGCAGUCACUAACAGGAGACCCAGUUUUAGCGCCAUUAAUUUUGAUCUCUCGCACCUUCAACACGUGUCGGGCUCGCAGGAUCAAGAACAGACUCCCAAUCUUUCACCAGGUCCAAUAAGCAAAGAAACCCCGUCUGUUGAAAAUUUUCUUUCUGAAUCUGUGAACGGGAAAUCCCUUGUGGAAACCGAUUGCAGUAGCGUGAGCGGAGAGAAAAAGAAUGACGAGAUAAACCAGGCGUCAUCAUAUGAAACUCCCAUUCCCCAUUCGACUAAUCCUCCUUUACAAGGGAAUUCAUAUCGUACAUUGGCGAAUGAAAAGGACGUUCCAGUGAGUAAGCUCUUGGAAACUCUGGAAAAUGAUCCAGACUUCACCAUCAGAGAGUUCGUUCGAAAGUUCAUGCCAUCUCUUGGUGGGAAUUUAGGGUUCCCGGAUGAUGUCCUUGGUAGGGAUGCUGACAAGCUAUAUCCGACCAUUGAUGCGUUGGAACAGGAGAUGGAUUCGUCCUGGUCAGAGCUGAAAUCCAGUUUUACAUCAAGGGCAGGUGGGGAAACGAACAGCAGAAAGAGCAGCAGAAGACAUACCCCUCGUGUUGGAACGCCUUUCAGCGCUCACAGUUCAUCAGAUAGUUACCUUACCUCCAUCCGACCAUCCUACUGCCAGGCGAUGGGGACGGGAAUCCGUGAGGGCCUGGUAGGAGUCAAGAACAAUUUCCAGGUUGAGACUUCCAAAGCUGGUGAGGGUUCGCUUGCUGUUUUUAUCCGAGGUCCUCGUCCUCAUACCGUUAAUGAGACGAGUGUGACCUUUACUGGAGAUGACCUCUAUGAGGUGGUCUACGAGGUCAAUCUUGCUGGUUUCUACGUCAUCUCGGUCAAAUGGGCAGACAGACACAUACCCGACAGUCCUUUCAUCGUUCAGAUAUCAUUUUAAACUUACACUCUAAAAUAUUGAGUUAAAAGAAUUCCCAAGUUUGCUUAAAGAAGGGGGAUAGGCAUGUUUCUUGUGGAAAAUGUUGGAUAAAAGCAUGUUGGAUUCAAUGUCACGCUACAUUGUGCAAACUUUGCAGGUAUUUGGUAAUAUUUUACCCUCCAGACAUGCAGGCUCCCUCUUUACUAAAUUAGGUAAUACCUUUUUUUCAGUGAUAUCAAUUAUUAUUUGGAUUGGGUUCCGUGACAUUUCCUCCGGCGACAAUUGAUCCGCUGUAAAUUCCACACACUAAGGGAAUUAAUGACCAACUUCAACCCUGGAUUUACCAUUAUCCCCUAUCCUAACCCUAACAUAAAACCCUAUUGCAACCCUAACCCCAAUAAAGCCCGGAGCAAUUGUCGCGGGAGCAAAUGUCGUAACACCUAUUAUUGCGAAUCCAUAUAGUUUUGCGUAGAAUUUGUGUCGAGAUAAGUAAGAGGUACUGUUACCAUUUUUGUCUCGCCUGCAUAGCCAUUAUAGCGGAGCGAGACUACAGGCACCACUUUUCCGACGGCGGCGUCGUCAACAUUGAAAUCUUAACCAAGGUUAAGUUUUUGAAAUGUCACCAUAACUUAGGAAGUAUAUGGACCCAGUUUAUGAAACUUGAACAUAAGAAUUAUCAAGUAUUACUAAAUAUCUUUUCUGGGUUUCGGCUCACAUGACUAAGAUCAAAGAUCAUUUAGGGUCAAUGAACUUAGACCAUUUUUGGGGGGAUUAACAUUAAAAUCUUAACCAAGGUUAAGUUUUGAAAUGUCGUCAUAACUUUGAGUUUAUAGAUCUAGUUCAUGAAACUUAGACAUUAGGAUAACAGUGUAUCACUCAACAUCCUGCCUGAGUUUCAGGCCACAUGACAUAGGUCAACGGGUCAACGAACUUAUCAUGUUGGGGUAUUUUUUGAAUUGCCAUCAUAAUUUUGAAAGUUGAUGGAUGUAGUUCAUGAAAUCUAGACAUAAUAGCAUGUAUUACCGAACAUCUUGUGCAAGUUUCAGGUCAUAUGACUAAGGUCAGAGGUCACUUUAGGGUCAACAAACUUUGGCCAUGUUGGGGGUAUUUACGGAAUUGCCAUCAUAGCUUCUAAAGUUUACAGAUCUAUAUAGACAUAAGAGUAAUAAAGUAUCAUUGAACAUCCUGCACGAGUUUGAGGUCAUAUAACCAAGGUGAAAAGUCAUUUGAGAUCAAUGAAAAUAGUAUUUUAUCAUCAUUAUGAAUGGUAUUUUUUGUGAAUUAUUAUUCAAUAUUUUUUUUCAAAGUCAGCACUGCUGCUAUUAAAUCGCGUAAUGCACGCGAAACUACCAGAGGCGUUCCACUUUUUCCCCACAAUUAUUAAUAUUCGAAAAAUGCAGUCUACUUCAUCCUUGUUGGUUGUUAUCAUGAUUGAAUAUAUUAGUUAAUUAGAGUUUGUCUCAUGCUGCAUUUGGGUAAUUGAAAUAAAUAUUAAAGACAAACAUUUAUGGUGUAUUUAAAUGCGAAAUCUAGAACAUCUACUCAGAGUGAUCUUUCAAAAAUCAUUUUUGAUUUAUUCAAGCAACUGAAGUUUCUUUUAGUUUUGUUUAUAUUUUACAAGCCUUACAGAUCUUUAAAAAAAUAUAUAUGCGUCAUUAUAUUGUAAAUGAUAUUUUUAUAUGUGUUUUUUAAAAGAUGUUGACACGACUUUGAGUAUUUUUAGGUAUAAGAAAAGCAUGAAACGAAAUACAUUUUGUUUGAAAAUUUGCUUUGUAUAUAUAACAAUUGAGUCAGAAAAACUUUAGACCUAAUAAUCGCAAAUUAAAAAGAAAGUCAUGAACACAAACUAUAUGUCCUUAAUUAAUAACCUUUCCUCCAAAUAAUGUAACACCAUAUUUAUGUGCUAUCUGUUUAUACAUGGAUAAUCAGGAGGUGAUUCUAUACAAAGGCAUGACCUAAAUGAAUGCUGCAGAUGUCUAUGAAGUCAUAACACUAUAUGAGCUACAAUAACUUUAAUUUAGAUACCUUUUUCAGUUUUGAGCGCUGAUAUUACAAAGCGUUUAUCAAUCAAAUAUUUUUCAUGUUAAAUAUUGAAACAGGAUUUUUCAGCUAAUGUUACUUCAACUCCUGUUGGCCAAUUUCUUCUAUAGGAACACUCUGUGAACACUAACACUGUAGAAGAGUAUCCACAGUAUGAAAGUCACACUUUUAAAUCUGAGCAAUCCUCGCCUGCCGCGUGUGGGUUGGUUUUCGGUAAACGUACUUCAUCAUGUUCAUGCAUAAAACUACAAUUUGUACAAAAUUCAACUUAGCAUCCAAGAACUCGAACAGGACUCGAACUCGAACAGUGUGAACACAAUUUCACACUGUGGACACCUCUACAUUAUGUGUUCACGUAGUGGACUGUGUGAAUAUGUAAUUCACACAGUGAAAACAUGUUCAAAUUUAGGAGUGUUAAGAUAAUUUCACACUGGUGACACAUCUACGUGGACUAUGUGAUGAUGUGAUGAUUCCCACAUUAAUACCAUAAUACCGUGAAGAUAGUUUCACCCGUAGUUGCCUCGAAAUUUUAAGUGUUCACUAUGUGUUCUCAUAAUGGAUUAUGUCAUUCACAAUGCUGAAAUGCUCUUAUUAGUGCGCAGAUAAUUCCACUCUGUGAAAACCUCUACUAUUCCAGGGUACUGUUCACAGUGUAUUCACAUCGACUAUGUGAAAAUUUGGUCCACUUAAAAUAUUCGAAGAUAAGUGUUAUGAUGAUUUCACAUUGUUUUCCGCACUGAAAAACACAGUGUGGUACACAUUUAUACAGUUAUGUUAUAUAUAGUCGCUUGCAGAAUUUUACCUUAUGACGGCGCUGUUCGACUUGUUCGGGAGCUGUCAUACACGAAUGUGUUUGUUGUUUGUUUGUUUUUAGCCACCGUCGAUACGUACCCAAUGACAAACCGUUUUCUCAUUCACAUUCUUGAUAUGAAGAAAUGCCUUUCAUAAACAACGCAAAAUUCCUCAUAUAAUUUAUUUGAAUUAAAAAAUAUAUGUUUAAAAAAAACGCAAUUCUUGAUAUUGAUAAUGGAAUACGAGCUUGAAAUCAACAAAAAGAAUAAAAGGAGCAAAUUGAUUUUUUAUUUUAUUUUUACUAUAGGGGGGUUAUUUCUCUUGAGAAAUAACAUAUCUUAUGUACAUGCCUAUUCAAAGGCGUAAUUUUACUCUAGCUUUUAAAGCAAAAUACUUUCCAGCGCUUGGAGCAAUUAAGGAAUGAUUAUAUCAGCAUGCUCUUACGUAAUCACUCCAGCACUCAAUUUGAAAACCCACUAUGGAGGAAUGACCUAUAAUGCUAAAUCAUGAUUUAAAGACGGAUUCCAUACUGGAAAGAACACAGUGUACCACAGUGUGGAACACCAUUCACAUUCUUAAAUUUGAGCAUUUCAACAGUUUGAAUCACGUAUUCACGUAGUUGACUAUAAAAAUUAAUAUGUGAACACGCUGUGAACAGUCAUUCUGUCAAGGUGUCCACAGUCUGAAAAUAUCUUCACACUGUUGUCACAUAGUCCACUCUGUGAACACACUGUGUGACACUAUGUUCUUUCCAGGGUUAUAACACAAUUAUUGAAAAAAUGAUGAAUCGAGCUGCAAUGCUAGGGUUUAACAUCAUUUCAGUGUGGUUUGUAUUUGCGAUAACCUUCUGUACUUUGUAUCAUCGUGUUUAAUCUUUAGAAAAGUUUUUUUUUUCAUAUAAGUGAUUUCUAACAAGGUGUAUUUCACAGAAUACCGCUGUUAAUCCGUGUGGAUUAAGCAUAUAUUCCGAAAAUUGAUUAUCGUUACAUGCAUGAUGAAUUCAAUUGGAAAAAAGAAAGGUGGAAAUUAAUCAAGAUUCAGUAAUUAAGUAAUCAGAAAUGUCAUACUCUCUGUACUUAGAUCAAAUACUUAUAGUAUAAUUAUUGUUCUACAUGUAUAUCCUUAAUAUUCUGGGAAUGAUCUGUAUGACCAAUGAUCUUGAACAGUUAUUUGAAUCAUCAAAGAGUCCCAACAGUCUAUUAUGUACAGUCUUUUCUUAUUAUUGUUGAUACAUAACAUCAACCUUGUGUUAGUAUAAGUUAAUAUUUCUGCUGACAAAAAAAAAUGGUCUAUAUUUGUAAUCUGAAUUUGUGAACAAAUUUCCACUAUGUGGAAAAUAAAUUUGAUUCAAUAUUUAUUUAUUUAUCAAUUUCUUCAUUCAUUUCUUUAGACGGGGUGGUAUACAUAAAAACUACUUCUUGAGAGAGCAUAUGUACAUGAAACAAUCAUGAUAUAUUGUAUGGUAAUGAACAGGAAAAGUAGAAUUCAGUAUAAAAAAAAAAACAUGUUUUGUACAAGGAAAGUGAAGUUGUAAAUCAAAUUUCUUUACACGUAUUCCCCGUAUAUACACGUAUCCCCCCUUCCCAAAUUUAUUAAGAAUUGCCAAUGUUUAAGAUUUUAGGUGUGGGCGAACUUUUGAACAAUUCCGGUAAAAUGAAAAAUGAGUCUGUGUCUCUUUCUCAUGAAGAUGUUUUAAGCAUGUAGAUUUCAUUUAUCGAGAAUUCUUUUGUGAAAGAAUAAAAAUGAACAUUGAUCCUGUGUAAAUAAAUAACGAUCAUUACGAUUUGAU
Molecule: messenger RNA, 9342 nt
Organism: Lytechinus pictus (painted urchin)
Lineage: Eukaryota; Metazoa; Echinodermata; Echinoidea; Temnopleuroida; Toxopneustidae
Exons: 9
Coding region: 435-4742 (1435 amino acids)
Biological process (GO): actin cytoskeleton organization
Molecular function (GO): actin filament binding
Source: RefSeq, a predicted model, not a curated record